Leptinotarsa decemlineata (Colorado potato beetle) is the source of this 990-nucleotide messenger RNA. RefSeq names its product alpha-crystallin B chain-like. Gene Ontology annotation, cellular component: cytoplasm; nucleus. Lineage: Eukaryota; Metazoa; Arthropoda; Insecta; Coleoptera; Chrysomelidae. The record is from RefSeq and is a predicted model, not a curated record. Gene Ontology annotation, biological process: response to heat; protein refolding.
GUUAUUUCAAGAAUGUUCAAGUCUCUUCUGAAGUUUGUAGGAUCAAUUUCAAUAUAACCAAUUCAAAUAUUACUUUCUGCAAUCUAGAACCUUGUAGAAUUUUUUUUUAAUUCUGGAAUAAUCUAGAGACCUAUUUAAAGAAUGAGUAGUGAACACAUUCCGGAGAAUUCUAGAAACAAGCAUGCGCAAUUUCAUCCAAUGAGAUUGUAUAAAUACGCGGCAACUUGAUAAUUUCGUCAGUUUGAAACUUCAGAUUUUCGUAUUGAUUUGAGGUAAAUUGAAGUGAUAAUAACAAAAUGUCUCUAUUUCCGUAUUUCUUUCGUGAUGUGUUGAGACCAUUGAGGAUGAUGGAACAUCAGAUGAAGCUGGCAGAGGAGAUGUUCCACCCGUCGACAUUUUCGGCAUUGAACAGGCCGCGGUACACCAUCAACUUGGAAGAGGAUCUGUCUCAAAGGGAUGCGGUAAUCCAGGAUAAAGAAAAAUUCCAGGUAAAGUUGGAUGUGCAGGAUUUCAAGCCGGAGGAAAUUGUAGUGAAAACUUUGAACGGCAACGCAAUUCAGAUAGAAGCAAAACACGAAGAGAAACAUGGAGAAGACAAAGGGUUUAUUUCCAAGCAUUUGAUUAGGAGAUUUGUUCUGCCGAGGGGACACGAUCUGCAAAAUGCCGUAUCUAGUUUAUCCUCCGAUGGGGUGCUCACUAUCACAGCACCCAAAAAGAUUCAAGAGGCUAAUGAAAAAGUGAUUCCAAUUUCCCAUGAACAGUCGGGAAACCAAACCGGAGAGGAUAAGAAGUAGGAAUGACCGUAUUUUUUCAAUUAGUUUUGCAAAUAUUUUCGUAAUACAUUUAUAGGACAGCUUUGAGAAUGAAUUGAUCUGUCUCAUUAUUGGCUUAUAUCUUAUAGUUGUAUUUAUAUAUAAGAUAUUUGGGUUCGACUGAUAGAUCUAAGAUGUACUGUACUUUUUUCAUUAAAUAUAAAUAUUUUCAAAAAUU